This is a messenger RNA of Hermetia illucens (black soldier fly), 1261 nucleotides long. Its product is annotated as acyl-CoA Delta(11) desaturase. The record is from RefSeq and is a predicted model, not a curated record. The transcript has 6 exons. Gene Ontology annotation, cellular component: endoplasmic reticulum membrane. NCBI's taxonomy places the organism in Eukaryota, Metazoa, Arthropoda, Insecta, Diptera, Stratiomyidae. Gene Ontology annotation, molecular function: iron ion binding; stearoyl-CoA 9-desaturase activity. Gene Ontology annotation, biological process: unsaturated fatty acid biosynthetic process. The coding region runs from base 183 to 1220 and encodes 345 amino acids.
AAUUCUCAUUUGUCAAGUGGUCGUCAUCAAAAGUGGUUGCUUUUCGUAUAGCCACUAUCUCUUGUUACAGUAGGAACUUACCUCACAUUUAAGGAACAAGUGCACAAGUGGAAGAAUAGUAACGAAUUGAUUUACAUGAGUUCUUUCUCAAACUGCGACAGAUUUAAAGCAGAGUGUUAAUCAUGACGGCGGACGAGAAAGAUAAAACAGCGUCCAGCCUUAACCAAAGUCUAUCGAAAGAUGCACAGGGCAAAAAGGAAGUAAGCUCGAAGAGAGAGUCAAGCUGGCCUUCAGUCCUAUUCUAUAUACACCUCUACAUACUGGGAUUGUAUGGAGUUAUCGUCCUUUUUACAAACACAUCGUUGCUGACAAUUAUUUUCACUUUCGUCCUAAUAUUUGCUGGAAUAAUUGGCACAACUGCAGGAUCACAUCGACUUUGGGCCCAUCGGACAUAUAAGGCAAACGCAUCUCUCCGUUUUAUCCUAAUGCUAUGCCAGACCCUCACAGGACAGGGGUCAAUCUACAACUGGGUCCAGCUACAUCGAUUGCACCACGCAACGCACAAAACUCAAGAUGAUCCAUAUUAUAGCGAUAAGGACUUUUUCAGUGCACAUGUUCUCGCUCAAAUGCAAAGCCUCGGCGAUAAACAGCAGCAAAUGUUAAAAAUGGUCGAUAUGAAAGAUUUAGAGGAGGAUAGGAUUGUUAUGUUUCAAAAGAGGUUUUACUGGGUCCUGUACAUAAUAGUAUUUGCCUUGCUACCUAUUAAUGCACCCCUGGAAUAUUGGGGUGACUCGGCUGCCGCGGCAAUUUUUGUUACUUUCUCAUUAAGAUAUUUAAUAGUUUUGAAUGUUUGCUGGCUUAUAAACUCCGCGCAUUUUAUCUGGGGGCUCGAUAAAAAUAACAAACCAUCCGAUUCAAAUAUGAUUUUCCUAGUGACGAAAACUUAUUGGCCGCAUUAUCAUUAUUUACUGCCCUGGGACUACCAAACUGGAGAAUUCGGAGACUACGGCGAAGAUAUCACAACCACAACUAUCAGAGUGUGUGCGGCUCUAGGUUGGGCGAGUGAUCUGCAAAUGGUUACUUCUGAGGCAGUGAAAAAAGGACUAACCAUGGCCGUUGAUACUGACAGGCCGAUUGUGGAUUGUAUCAAAUUAGCCGCUCAACAGGAAUUAGAAUGUAUUCCAAAAGAUCACUAUUUGCAAAAAAGCAAAUAUUUAUAAUAAAUGAAAUGAAAAUAAAAUUUUGAAGGAAAUUAAAGUAA